Chaetomium strumarium is the source of this 818-nucleotide messenger RNA. RefSeq lists its product as uncharacterized. Gene Ontology annotation, cellular component: nucleus. The record is from RefSeq and is a predicted model, not a curated record. NCBI's taxonomy places the organism in Eukaryota, Fungi, Ascomycota, Sordariomycetes, Sordariales, Chaetomiaceae. Gene Ontology annotation, molecular function: protein binding. The transcript has 2 exons. The coding region runs from base 129 to 704 and encodes 191 amino acids.
ACCUCGGCCGAACCCAGUUUCCAAGGUUCCGGUGAUCUCUGCUUUUGCUCCAGCCUCUUCCUCUAGUGGUGAGCUGAUUGUACAAUACAAUACAAACAUCUCCCCGAUCAAACCAUUGCAAAUUCACAAUGCCCAUCUCACACCAAGAGUCGCACCAAAUCGCGGUUCACGCGAGCCUGGGCGACACCCUUGCCCUAGCCACCUGUGUCAGGAAUUUGGCUAUGCGGGAAGGCGUCUCACCCGCUGAGGUCCUAAUGGAAUGCAAAGACGACUUUCAACAGACAGCAGCCCAUGCCGCCGCCAAGGCAGGACAAACCCGCUCCAUAGAGACGCUGGCUGAGCUUCUCGGCAGCACGGCGAACAAAUCCACUUAUUUCAACCUGCAGAACCGCUUCUCAGGCGACCGACCAGUGCAUACCGCCAUGCGACACGGCUUCUUCACCACCUUCAAGGCCCUGGUGGCCAACGGAGCCGACCCGACGGCCAAGAAUCGCUUCGGCGAUUCCGUCACGGACUUUCUAGGGGAUUUUGAGCCAGAAGAAGUGCGGAGCAUUGUCGAUCAGUACAAACGGGGUUCAGCGGACGGAAAAAAUGACCCGAACGGCAAAGUCAGUGUCGCAUGUGUACAGACCAAGAGACAUGGCUGGAUAGUAUUGGUAGCUGACAAGGCCUUGAGACUAGAAUGCCCUAUGAAUGCCGCCUGAUCUGUUGCGGAUAGCAUGGGGGUUGAAUUUCUUUCGCUCGAUUUCAUGGGUUGUAGCAGACUGGACACCGCGGCUUCAACAAGUAUGCCAAAACCAUAAAUAUCAAUCGGCGAG